AUGGAGUACUCCAUAUCCCAUCUAUUUGUUUCGACAUUCUUUCUUUGUUUGCUUUCUCUUCGGGCAAACACUCUCCAAACUUACAUAGUUCAGCUCCACCCACAAGGUGUAACCAGCUCUUCUUUCGCAUCCAAAGCCGAUUGGCAUCUCUCAUUUCUUGGACAAACCAUUUCCUCCGAAAAUGAAGACCCUUCUUCUCGCCUUCUUUACUCUUACCAAUCUGCAAUGGAAGGCUUUGCGGCUCAGCUGUCAGAGUCGGAGCUCGAGUCCUUGAAAAUUCUGCCUGAUGUGGUUGCAAUUAGGCCUGACCGAAUCCAUCAAAUUCACACCACUUACUCUUACAAGUUCUUGGGGCUCAACCCUGCUUCGAAACAAAGUGCUUGGCACAAGUCCUCAUUUGGUCGAGGAACCAUCAUUGGGGUGCUUGAUACUGGAGUUUGGCCUGAGAGUCCAAGCUUCAAUGAUCAUGGAAUGCCGCGGGUUCCCAAGAAAUGGAGGGGGAUUUGCCAACACGGCGUAGACUUCAAUUCCUCAAACUGCAACAGGAAACUCAUUGGUGCCAGGUUCUUCACCAGAGGCCAUCGUGUGGCUUCCAUGCCAAACUCACCUGAUGGUGUUCAAGAGUACGCGUCUCCUCGUGAUACUCACGGGCAUGGUACUCACACAUCAUCAACAGCAGGGGGUGCUUCAGUCGGAAUGGCAAGUGUCUUGGGCAAUGCAGCCGGUGUGGCUCGAGGGAUGGCUCCCGGAGCACAUGUAGCGGUGUACAAAGUCUGCUGGCUCAAUGGUUGUUAUAGCUCUGAUAUCCUUGCUGCAAUGGAUGUUGCAAUUAUAGAUGGAGUAGACAUUCUCUCCCUCUCUCUAGGCGGCUUUCCCAUUCCGCUUUUCGACGACAGCAUUGCCAUUGGAAGUUUCCGAGCAAUGGAGCAUGGAAUUUCAGUUGUAUGUGCAGCAGGAAACAAUGGUCCAAUUGAAAGCUCAGUCGCCAAUGAAGCUCCUUGGAUUGCCACAAUCGGCGCGAGCACAUUAGACCGGAGAUUCCCAGCUAUAGUUCAAAUGGGUAAUGGGAAAGUCCUUUAUGGACAAUCCCUGUACCCAGGAAACCGGCUGAUGAGAAGAACCGAAAAAGAGAAUGAAGUUGUUUAUGUGACUGGUGAAAAUACAGGAAGUGAAUUUUGCUUCAAGGGGUCUCUACCAAGGGCAAAAGUACGAGGCAAGAUAGUGGUUUGUGACCGUGGUGUUAACGGCAGGGCGGAGAAAGGUGAAGUGGUAAAGGAAGCUGGAGGGGCAGGAAUGAUUUUGGCCAAUACAGAGAUAAACCUGGAGGAGGACUCGGUUGAUGUUCAUGUCCUGCCAGCAACUCUGAUUGGCUACAAAGAGUCCAUUCACUUGAAGGCUUACAUAAACUCUACUAGGAGACCAACGGCUAGGAUUGUGUUUCAAGGCACAGUUCUAGGGAAGUCCAGAGCACCAGCAGUAGCUCAGUUCUCAGCUAGAGGACCCAGUUUUUCAAACCCUUCAAUCCUAAAACCUGAUGUGAUUGCUCCAGGAGUCAACAUCAUUGCUGCUUGGCCUCAAAACAUGGGCCCCACCGGCCUUCCUGAAGAUACUAGGAGAGUGAAUUUCACUAUCAUGUCAGGGACUUCAAUGGCAUGCCCUCAUGCCAGUGGAAUAGCUGCACUGGUGCACUCAGCUCAUCCGAAAUGGAGCCCUGCAGCUAUCAAAUCUGCCUUUAUGACAACUGCUGAUGUAACUGAUCAUUCAGGGAAUCCGAUAAUGGAUGGAGGCAAACCAGCAGGAGUUUUCGCAAUUGGAGCUGGACAAGUAAACCCUGUGAGAGCUAUUGAUCCGGGGUUGAUCUAUGACAUCAGGCCGGAGGAGUAUGUCACUCAUUUGUGCACUCUUGGAUACAAGAAAUCGGAUAUCUUAACAAUCACUCACAGGAAUGUUAGCUGCCUGGAAAUUUUGAAGAAGAAUAGGGGUUUCAGCCUCAAUUACCCCUCCAUUUCAAUGACUUUCAAACAUGGCAUGAGAAGUAAAAUGGUCAGACGACGAGUAACAAACGUGGGGAGUCCUCAUUCCACUUACUUGCUGGAAGUAAUGGCACCUAAGGGAGUUAGAGUGAAAGUUAAGCCUCAAAGGUUGGUUUUCACAGGCAUCAACCAGAGCUUGAGUUAUAGGGUAUGGUUUAUAUCAAGGAAGAGAAUCGGAAAAGAUAAGAUGAGCUUUGCACAAGGACAAUUGGCAUGGGUGAGUUCUAACAAUAGUAGCUUUCACAAGGUCAAAAGUCCCAUUUCUGUGACUUGGAAGUAA
This is a messenger RNA of Fragaria vesca subsp. vesca, 2313 nucleotides long. RefSeq names its product subtilisin-like protease SDD1-like. Lineage: Eukaryota; Viridiplantae; Streptophyta; Magnoliopsida; Rosales; Rosaceae. The record is from RefSeq and is a predicted model, not a curated record. Gene Ontology annotation, biological process: proteolysis. The transcript has a single exon. Bases 1 to 2313 code for a protein of 770 amino acids. Gene Ontology annotation, molecular function: serine-type endopeptidase activity.